Racocetra persica is the source of this 131-nucleotide messenger RNA. The record is from the annotation of a GenBank genome assembly. Lineage: Eukaryota; Fungi; Glomeromycota; Glomeromycetes; Diversisporales; Gigasporaceae.
CAAUAAUCGAUGGUUAGAAACCGAUAUUGCAGACGUAACAAACCCGCUUUAUUCUCUAGCCAAACAUUCACGAGUUUUAAAAUUCAUAAUUACACAGCAUGACAGAGAGUUAAAAGUAGACCUGAUUCCCU